This is a messenger RNA of Microdochium trichocladiopsis, 1962 nucleotides long. RefSeq lists its product as uncharacterized. Lineage: Eukaryota; Fungi; Ascomycota; Sordariomycetes; Xylariales; Microdochiaceae. The transcript has 6 exons. The coding region runs from base 1 to 1962 and encodes 653 amino acids. Gene Ontology annotation, molecular function: protein binding. The record is from RefSeq and is a predicted model, not a curated record.
AUGCGCGACGCUGCUAGUGACGUAAGCCAACAAGACUUCAAGUCUUCAAGGAGUCCCUUGCUGUUUGUUCGUUGUCAAAUGUGGAAGAAGCCUAUAGAUCAACUCGUUCCUAUUGAAAAGCUCGGUUACGACUACGUGAACAAAUUCUCCAACAACAUCGAUACCCGCGUAACCUACAAACCCUCUAGGCUCGGUUACGACUACGUGUAUAACUUCUUCAACAACAUCGAUACCCGCGUAACCUACAAACCCUCUAAGCUGCGCAGCAUGGAGUGGACCUGGAGCAAUGGGAGUUGGGCGUGGAACGCGUAUAUUGACAGUAAUGUGAACCCUGAUGCUGUUUUGUUCGAGAAUGGAGCAAAAUUACAUGUAGAUGAUCUCGACAAUGGGGGUAAAGCUGUCAUUGAGCUUCCUCCUAACGCAACGGUCUACGAAGUCAUUUGCCAGAUUAAUUCUUUCUAUACUACGGAAAUCGAAGCGCCAAAGGGACUGGACGAAGCAGGUCGCUACUAUAGUCCUCGUUGGGAACGCCAUCCUGUAGAAGUGGGUGGCUUUAAGAAACAUAGAACCCACCGGGAGCACGUUAAGGAGCACGUUAAGCAAAUACCAUCUUCUGCGGAGAAACAUCUCUGUCGUUCAGCUCUUGUUGCCGCAGGCAAGCCAGACGUUCCCACGGUGCCGAAAACCGUGCAACUGGCUGUACGAUACUUGCUGGAGACUGAUGGAGGCUCUGGGAACUUCAUUCGGCGAUUCAUAUCUUGGAUGAGUGACAUGUUCCCAGAAGCGUACUACGAGCACUGGGAUACGUGCCAUCACCUAUACCCUCUUGUCAAAAUCAUGGCCGAACACCGCCCGACGGAUAAUACGUUACUCACAGGGUGGGCAUUAGUGCUUUGUCGUUGCAGUCGAUAUGCCAGGGAACAAGUCUGGCUCGAUGAGGCCCUUCCACUGGCAACAAAGUCACACAACGCCGCGCUACAGGUGUACCCACCGAUACACGAACUGUGUUUGGAGAGCAAACAGUAUGUUGGCAGAAUCCUGCGUGACCAAGGCCUCGACGAGGAAGCGGAAACGAUAUUCUCUGAUCUGUGGACCAUGUGCAAGGAGCACUCCAUUUCGAAACAUCCCCUGGCCCUAACCAUUGGUGAAGACCGGGCGUUCAUGCAUUCGUGCUUGGGAGAACCAGAGGCCGGCCUAGAGCUGAUACAACAUAUCGUCCACGUCCGGGAAGAGUGCGAAGGGCCCGAAGGAGCCCACCCUACUGACGUGGUCGGCUCUUAUUCGAAUAAGGGUAUGCUACUUCGGGAGUGCGGCAAACUACCGGAUGCUGUGGAGGUGUUUAAAAAUGCCAUAAAAAGAUCAGUGCAAUUCAGGAUCCCUCGUAAUCAUCCUGACAUGCUGAUCUUUCAAAUCGAGCUGGCCACAACAUAUCGAAAGCAAGGGAAAAAGAAGCUCAGUGCAGCAGUAGCGCUUCUCAAGAAAGCGCUCGCUAGAUGGGCCGAUGCGGAAAAAAUCUACAUCAAUGUAGUAAAGUACCACGAAACAAAUCCCGGCAACAAUCAAUCUAGGCUCCUUCAAGCCAAAUUGAAUCUGGCUUGUGCAUAUGACGGGCUGGAGGAGUUUGAAAAGGCAGAAAAUCAACAAAGGGCCGUAAUGAGGAGGUCCAAGGAAAUGUUUGGAGAGAGUCAUCUCCUCACGGCACAGAGUAUGGACGAUUUGGCCUUUUUGAGGCAGAAAUCGGGUGAUUAUACCGAAGCUUUGGAUCUGAUGCGGAAGUGCCUGGCAGUCCGCCAGCAGCUGUUGGGUGCGGAGCAUGAGGACACAAUAUUCGCUCAGGAUGCACUAACCACAUGGAGUGAGAAGUAUGCGGCAAGGGGUGGAAGUUCCAAGCGUACCCAGACGGCAGGCAAUCAGUCAGAGGAGCGAUGGAAAAGAGAAGGAAGUUAUGAGGCGAUUACCUGA